AUGUUUCAACAGCAGCAACCUUUUCCCCCCGUCUCUUCUGCCGAGGUGGCGAGGGGCGGCGCCCUGCAGGGGUCGGAUCCAUGGAUUUUCCCGAGUGAAGGCGGCUCCGGCACUUUCAUGACAUACUACGCCGCGUCACUCCCCCAUUCCGAUUCGCCCAUUGUUAAUUUUGGCAGCCGCCCUGCCGGAAACGCAACUCCCCCGUUGCGUCCGUGCAGCGGGAUCAUGCCGAACCCCGUGAACACCAUUGCCAGUGGUGAACCUCCAUUCGAGGGCCCGAAGUCGGCAUAUGGGAGAAAUAUUUACGUGGCCAGCCUCCCGGGAGACAUCACCGAUGAAGGGCUAAGGGCACUCUUUGAACCAUUUGGCAAAAUCAUCUCUGCCAAGACGAUGUCCCGCAAAAACGGCGUCUGUUGCAGCGGAUACGGAUUUGUUCUGUUUCAACGUUCAGAGGACGCCGCCCGGGCUCAGGCGGCGAUGAUUGGACACAUUGUUGGUGGUAACCGGAUUCAGGUGCGUCAGGCCAGGCCGUCGGCGUGUCAGCAGCUUGUGAACGUUGCAAAUUCGAGUCGAGGCAGCAAGGUGUCUCCAAAGAGCAGGCAAAUGUUGUCCGCUUCUGGGCCUGCUGCGGCGGUUUCUCCUGCCUGCGCCGCACCCCCAGGGAACUGCAGCUCCCACUACAUUGCUGUCUCGCCAACAUUCUCCGUGGAUGGGGCAUCGUCCUCUCACGUGUCACCCUUGACGCCGCUGCCGCAGGUCCCCUUCAUCUUGCCACAGCCACAACCACAACCACAGCCUUUGGUCUGCUUUAUGCUGCCAGUGUCCGUCCCAGGCAAUUUUUGGUGGGAUAACGCACAGCGGCUCGGCUAG
Molecule: messenger RNA, 870 nt
Organism: Trypanosoma conorhini
Lineage: Eukaryota; Euglenozoa; Kinetoplastea; Trypanosomatida; Trypanosomatidae
Product: RNA-binding protein 5-like protein
Exons: 1
Coding region: 1-870 (289 amino acids)
Molecular function (GO): RNA binding
Source: RefSeq, a predicted model, not a curated record